Messenger RNA from Bactrocera neohumeralis, 1491 nucleotides. RefSeq names its product organic cation transporter protein-like. Gene Ontology annotation, molecular function: transmembrane transporter activity. The transcript is spliced from 4 exons. Gene Ontology annotation, cellular component: membrane. Lineage: Eukaryota; Metazoa; Arthropoda; Insecta; Diptera; Tephritidae. The record is from RefSeq and is a predicted model, not a curated record. The annotation marks the transcript as partial. Gene Ontology annotation, biological process: transmembrane transport.
AUUAAUUCCAAUAGAAAAAAACGUACCGACCCUAUUAUCGCCAUUUUGGGAAGCGAUUUGGGACCUUGGCAGUUAAUUGUUUGUCUAUGGAUAUUCUUGUCUAAAUUUCCCACCGGUUGGGUGCAAAUCUCCAUGGUUUUCAUGCAGACGCCCGUCAAAGCCACGUGCAAAGGUGGUAGCGGCACGAAUGCCACCGACGUCUGCGAAGCUCAUUGCGAUGGUUAUGAAUAUGAUCGUAGCAUUUUCAAACAGAAUAUUAUAAUGGAAUGGGAUUUGAUAUGCGAUCGUCAGUGGAUAGAACAGCUGUCGCAAUCUUUGGUAAUGGUCGGCAUUAUGUUGGGCAAUAUGAUUAUGGGCGUACUGGCUGAUAAAUGGGGACGUCGCCCCAUGUUUGUGGGCUCAUGUGUUCUGCAACUGGUGUCAGGUUGUUUGGUCUCGGCAUCUCCAUGGCUUUGGUUUUAUAUGCUGAUGCGGUUCUUGGAUGGCUAUGCAACAGGUGGCACGAUGACCACAGGCUUUACGAUCAUCAUGGAAAUCGUUGGCCCAAGUAAGCGUGAAAUAAUGGCCAUACUGUAUCAGAUACCAUUCAAUGUGGGUCACGCCACACUACCGCUAUUCGCUUACUUUCUACGAGAAUGGCGUUGGUUUCAUUUAUCAUUUUCAUCCUUCUCGAUUGUUUAUCUAGUUUUCUUUUUCACGGUACCAGAAUCGCCACGUUGGCUUAUUAUAACCGGUCGCAAUGAGCGGGCUGUCGGACUGCUCGAGAAAGCAGCGAAACGCAAUAAAAUGCCAACCGAGAAGAUAGCUCAAGAUAUAGAGGAGGCUCAACGCAUCUUAACAGCAUCUGCAACUACAACCAAGGGUAGUAUCGGUGAUCUAUUCAAACAUGCCUAUCUGUGCCAGAAGACGCUUGCCAUGGCUUUCAAUUGGUUGGUUGUAUGUUUUGUCUAUUAUGGCUUAUCACAGUUUAUGACUUCGCUGUCUGGGAAUAUAUUCCUCAAUAUUGCCGUGAGCGCACUUUUGGGUAUACCGGGAACCUGCUUGUGUGUACCAGCCACCAAAUAUAUGGGUCGCCGCCUUACACUGUUCUUAUCAAAUCUUCUCAGUGGCCUGUCACUUACGCUCUUGGCAUUUGUUCCUAGCUUCAGCGGUCCCGUUAAGGUGAUAUUGGCGUCGAUUGGUUUGUUUGGUGCUGCGAUCACAUUUCCGAAUGUAUAUUUAUAUGCCGGUGAACUAUUUCCAACUGUCGUGCGUCCUUCAGGCGUAGGAUUGUGCUCUUUUGUCGGCCGUUUCGGUUCGAUUGUUGCACCGUGGGUUGAAGGUUUAAAAAAAUAUUAUAUUUCUAUACCUCCGGCGAUUUUUGGCAUUUUCGCUUUCUUAGCUGCUGCCUCGGUUUUUCUUAUGCCCGAAACGAAAGGUUAUCCAUUGCCGGAAACAAUUGAAGAUGGUAACACUUUUGGUAGAAAUGUGCAGAAACCGCAAAAUCAAUAG